Molecule: messenger RNA, 3027 nt
Organism: Emiliania huxleyi CCMP1516
Lineage: Eukaryota; Haptophyta; Isochrysidales; Noelaerhabdaceae
Exons: 5
Coding region: 1-3027 (1008 amino acids)
Source: RefSeq, a predicted model, not a curated record
AUGCUGGUGGCGGACAAGCUCAAUGUCGAGUCCUCGCUACGCGUGCGGAUGCUCCAGAUCCGAGAGCGCGAGUUUGAUCUCUUCCUCGACCGGAUCCGGACCAUCGGAACGCUGGCGACGGUGCUCGCCGGACUCGGGCACGCCGGUCUGCUGUACACCAAGUACAUCGACCACAACCUCUGCGGCACGCACGAGGGGUUCUGCGCCGAGCUGACCUACCCGUUCUUCACCUGCAUUGCGCUCGGCGCUUCCAUCAUCACCAUGUGGGGCUGCGUCCUCCUGGUCGAGCGCGAGUUUGAGGUGGUGGUUUCUCUCGGAGCGGUCUCUGUGACCUCGUUCGUCGUCUGCGCCAUCCUCUUCUUUUGGGCAAAGUUUGGCCAGUCUGUCAAGCACUUUGACCCGAACUUUGCCUCGAGGCCGCCUCUCCACUUGUCGAGCGGGCUGGGCGGCUAUCAGCACCACUGGGCGUCGUCCUUUGAGCACGGCAACAAAAUCAACGCGGUGCGAGACAUGCCCACCGCCAUCUUUUUGACGCUGAUGAUGCUCACCUUUUUGUACGCCAUGUACCUUGUCAAGCAGUACCUCAACCGCCGCGUCUUCUACGUCCCAAGGCGCAAGAUCGUGCGCGGGACGUGGUCCGGGAUCGAGCGAGAGGCGCCGGACGGACGGCGGCCUGUGGACGCUCCUGGCAGGAAGAGCGAGAAGAAGAAGUGCAAGGAGGCUCCAGCGCCGUCUCCACCAGAGAUGCCACCACCUACCGCUCCAACUCCCACGCCGCCGGUACUUGUAGCGCCGCCACCACCGCCGUCCGGGCCGCCGGCCUGUGACAACUACCCGGAAGCAAGCAGCCCGAGCCACGUCGACACGUAUUACAAAGGGGCGGACACUCCCUUUGAUUUUGCGGAACUCAACACUCCUCCCGGGGCUACCUUUGAGGACAAGCUCCAGGCUUGCAAGGACAAGUGCGACACCGACUCCUGGAGCGAUCCCAACCGCUUCACGGGCAAGUGCGUGGGCGUCGGCUACGCUGCAGACGCAAAUCACGCGGGACUGAGCUUCUGCUACGGCGUGAUGGACCCGCCGUACCAUCAGGACGCAGCCAUGGAAGGCUCGCCAAACUGGGUCCUUCUGAUGAAGGAGAACUGCGCGCCUCCGUCUGCGUCGCCGUCGCCGCCGCCUCCGUCCGCGUCGCCGUCGCCGCCGCCUCCGUCUGCGUCGCCGUCGCCGCCGCCUCCGAGCGAUCCCAACCGCUUCACGGGCAAGUGCGUGGGCGUCGGCUACGCUGCAGACGCAAAUCACGCGGGACUGAGCUUCUGCUACGGCGUGAUGGACCCGCCGUACCAUCAGGACGCAGCCAUGGAAGGCUCGCCAAACUGGGCUUGCAAGGACAAGUGCGACACCGACUCCUGGAGCGAUCCCAACCGCUUCACGGGCAAGUGCGUGGGCGUCGGCUACGCUGCAGACGCAAAUCACGCGGGACUGAGCUUCUGCUACGGCGUGAUGGACCCGCCGUACCAUCAGGACGCAGCCAUGGAAGGCUCGCCAAACUGGGUCCUUCUGAUGAAAGACAACUGCGCGCCUCCGUCUGCGCCGCCGUCGCCGCCGCCUCCCUCCGCUUCGCCGUCGCCGCCGCCUCCGUCCUCCUUGCCGUCGCCGCCGCCUCCAACCCCCCCACCGGCCUGCGACAACUACCCGGAAGCAAGCAGCCCGAGCCACGUCGACACGUAUUACAAAGGGGCGGACACUCCCUUUGAUUUUGCGGAACUCAACACUCCUCCCGGGGCUACCUUUGAGGACAAGCUCCAGGCUUGCAAGGACAAGUGCGACACCGACUCCUGGAGCGAUCCCAACCGCUUCACGGGCAAGUGCGUGGGCGUCGGCUACGCUGCAGACGCAAAUCACGCGGGACUGAGCUUCUGCUACGGCGUGAUGGACCCGCCGUACCAUCAGGACGCAGCCAUGGAAGGCUCGCCAAACUGGGUCCUUCUGAUGAAAGACAACUGCGCGCCUCCGUCUGCGCCGCCGUCACCGCCGCCUCCGUCCGCCUCGCCGUCGCCGCCGCCUCCGUCCUCCUUGCCGUCGCCGCCGCCUCCCUCCACCUCGCCGUCGCCGCCGCCCUCCACCUCGCCGUCGCCGCCGCCCUCCACCUCGCCGUCGCCGCCGCCCUCCACCUCGCCCUACUGUGAGCCGCCUGCGGUGGUCGCAGCCGCCGUGAGCGGUUCUCCGAAUGCCCUCGGCUUCUACCAGAUGAACACGACAGGCCACUGUAUGAGCAACGGCAAGCACCCGGCUACGCUCCAGGCUCCAAAUCUGGUUAAUGACGCCAGCGGGCUGCUCAACUUCGAUGCCGCGGUGGAAGUUGCGGGUGCGCUCUGUGCGAGACUAACCUCUUGCACCAGUUUCGAUGUCAACAACUAUUCGGGCUAUGAUAACUCGCCGAACUUGUACGCCAGCAACGGACAGGCGAUGCUCGAAGAGCUGCAAGGAAUGGCGUGCAACGGUGAACAUGGAGCCACCGGCCAGCCAUGGAUCGAGUUCACCAAUUGUGGCCUACCAGCGACGCAGUCUGGCGUGUGGAGGUUCUAUGACAGUCGAACGAGUGGGAACCGUUGUGCAGUCGGCGAUGACUGUCCUAUCACGGAGACUCAGACGUACGCGCACCCCACCAACGUGUGCUUUGUGAAGGGCGAGUGCGAGGCCUGCGACAACUACCCGGAAGCAAGCAGCCCGAGCCACGUCGACACGUAUUACAAAGGGGCGGACACUCCCUUUGAUUUUGCGGAACUCAACACUCCUCCCGGGGCUACCUUUGAGGACAAGCUCCAGGCUUGCAAGGACAAGUGCGACACCGACUCCUGGAGCGAUCCCAACCGCUUCACGGGCAAGUGCGUGGGCGUCGGCUACGCUGCAGACGCAAAUCACGCGGGACUGAGCUUCUGCUACGGCGUGAUGGACCCGCCGUACCAUCAGGACGCAGCCAUGGAAGGCUCGCCAAACUGGGUCCUUCUGAUGAAAGACAACUGCUGA